Messenger RNA from Sorghum bicolor (sorghum), 1690 nucleotides. Its product is annotated as actin-related protein 2/3 complex subunit 1B. Gene Ontology annotation, molecular function: actin filament binding. Gene Ontology annotation, biological process: Arp2/3 complex-mediated actin nucleation. Gene Ontology annotation, cellular component: Arp2/3 protein complex; actin cytoskeleton. The coding region runs from base 171 to 1298 and encodes 375 amino acids. The transcript has 15 exons. Lineage: Eukaryota; Viridiplantae; Streptophyta; Magnoliopsida; Poales; Poaceae. The record is from RefSeq and is a predicted model, not a curated record.
UGGGAGUGGUAUUCCCUUCCUUUCCCUUGGCCUCCACUCCACCUCUCCAGUCUCCACUUCCUCUCCUGCGCUACACAAACACAAGCCUAGGCCUAGAGGGUGGUGGAAGGGGAGCGUCGACCAAUUCGUCCCGCCCUCGCCGCGCCGCUGGCCUUGCGUGCCCCCCCCCGAUGGCGGCGGCGGCGAUCCACCAGUUCGCCGAGUGCAUCACCUGCCACGCCUGGAGCCCCGACCAGUCGAUGAUUGCCUUUUGUCCAAACAACCAUGAAGUACAUAUCUAUAAAUUCUUUACAGACAAGUGGGAGAAACUUCAUGUUCUGUCAAAGCAUGAUCAAAUAGUUUCGGGAAUAGACUGGAGUAAAUCAUCCAACAAAAUCGUAACAGUUUCACAUGAUAGAAAUUCAUAUGUUUGGACACAAGAAGGAUCUGAUUGGGUACCUACCCUGGUUAUUCUAAAGUUAAAUCGUGCAGCUUUAUGUGUUCAGUGGAGCCCAAAAGAAAACAAGUUCGCCGUGGGAAGUGGUGCCAAAUCUGUGUGUGUUUGCUACUAUGAACAAGAAAACAACUGGUGGAUUAGCAAGGUUAUCAGGAAAAGGCAUGAAUCUUCUGUCACUAGUCUAGCAUGGCAUCCAAACAAUAUAUAUCUUGCAACAACUUCUACAGAUGGUAAAUGCAGAGUGUUCUCUACUUUUAUCAAGGGUGUAGACAAAAGGGGAACACAAUCGAGCACUUCAACUGAUUCAAAAUUCGGAGAGCAAAUUGCUCAGCUUGAUCUAUCAUCUACUUGGGUAUUUGGUGUAAGGUGGUCACCAAGUGGGAAGACAUUGGCCUAUGCAGGGCACAACUCCAUGGUUUAUUUCAUUGAUGAAGUCGAAUCGUCUCCUGCAGCACAAAAUUUGGUGCUGCGUGAUCUGCCUCUCCGUGAUGUUCUUUUUGUCUCUGAGCGCACAUUGAUUGGUGUUGGAUUUGACUGCAAUCCUAUGAUCUUUGCUGCUGAUGAUACUGGGCUUUGGAGUUUCAUAAGAUUCUUGGAUGAGAGGAAAGUUGCCCCAUCAGCUUCAAAAGCCUCACAGCUCUCUGAAGCCCUUGGAAAGCUAUAUGGCCAAUCAAAGCAAGGGACUAGUAGCGACACCGUGGAACCAUCAAAACCUCGUGGUGGGGCCCAUGAGAAUUGCAUAACGUGUAUUGUACCCUUGAUAAAAGGAAGCGACGGUACUAUCAAACAAUUCAGCACGUCAGGAUUGGACGGUAAAAUCGUGGUAUGGGAUUUGGAAAAUCACAUCAUCAUUGCAAAAUAGCUCGAGGGAAGGCUUCGUUACCAAUCAAAUCAAGGGAACUUCUGUCAUUACCCAUCGUACUCAGGGGACCAUUCUUGGCAGCGGGGUCCUGCAGGUUUUCAAGAUCCAGGGCCAGCCAGGUAGAUUGCUUUUUUAUUUUGUUGUACCUGUACACAGAAAAAUUGCCUUAGCGUAGGGGACAGCUUGCAUCUAUCAAGUAGAUUCAUUUUUGGCGAGUAAUUUUGUCCUUUGAAUUGAGUCCAUAUAUAUUGUGUAACCUGUAUAAUUUUAGCUAGGUAGGCAAUUGACGUGAUCCAGCGUUUUUUCUUUCCGGCACCCUGUGUAAAAUAACCACACGUGGAAUUCAUCCGCGAAUGCUUUACUGGGACUUGUGGGCACCUCGUUUCUUCUGC